Molecule: messenger RNA, 1902 nt
Organism: Myxozyma melibiosi
Lineage: Eukaryota; Fungi; Ascomycota; Lipomycetes; Lipomycetales; Lipomycetaceae
Product: Aldehyde/histidinol dehydrogenase
Exons: 4
Coding region: 59-1879 (606 amino acids)
Biological process (GO): L-valine catabolic process; thymine catabolic process
Cellular component (GO): mitochondrion
Molecular function (GO): methylmalonate-semialdehyde dehydrogenase (acylating, NAD+) activity; malonate-semialdehyde dehydrogenase (acetylating, [NAD(P)+]) activity
Source: RefSeq, a predicted model, not a curated record
UUGUCUAUUUAGUAAUGCUGGAAGAUCGUAGUAGAAACAGCUCAUAAUCACUAAUGCAAUGGGUUUCCGGCCCGCUCGGGCUCCGGGCAGUGGGUUGCUCGGCGGGAACCCCACAUCACCCUCGUCCAUUAAAACCACCGCUUCCUCCUCGACCCUCGUCCCCCACCUCGACCCUCCACUCCUCCUCCUCCUCUUCCGCCUCCUCCUCCUUCACCACCGUCCUUCUUCUGCACUACCCACCAUGCUCACCCAAAGACUACGUGCAGCAGCCUACCGUGGCCUCCGUCGGGACCUGGUUCGCCUCAGUUCGCGCGCCAGCCCGUUCUCGACCUCGUCCGUCCGCAUGGUGGACUACAUCACCACCCACGACAAGAUCGCGAACCCGCAAAACACAAAGAUGUUUAUCGACAACCAGCUGGUCGAGAGCAAGGCCUCCACCUGGAUCGACCUGCACGACCCGGCCACAAACAAUAUCGUCACGCGCGUGCCGCAAUCGACCCCCGACGAACUUGUCGCCGCAGUCGACUCGGCAGAGAAGGCGUUCAAGACCUGGCGCCGAACAACGCUGCUGACGCGCCAGCAGAUCAUGUUCAAGUUCGUGCAGCUCAUCCGCCGCGACUGGGACCGGCUCGCGGCCAGCAUCACGCUCGAGCAGGGAAAGACGUUUGCGGAUGCGAGAGGUGAUGUGUUGAGAGGUCUGCAGGUUGCCGAGACCGCGUGCGGGAUUACGUCGCAGUUGACUGGCGAGUUGCUCGAGGUCUCGAAGGAUAUGGAGACUAGGAGCUACAGAGAGCCUUUGGGCGUUGUUGCUGCGAUCUGCCCCUUCAACUUCCCGGCCAUGAUCCCUCUGUGGUGUUUGCCUCCUGCAAUCAUCACCGGAAACACCGUCGUCAUGAAGCCCUCCGAGCGCGACCCCGGCGCGGCACUCAUCAUUGCCGAGCUCGCAAAGGAAGCCGGUGUCCCCGACGGUGUUUUCAACAUCGUCCACGGCUCCGCGCCCACCGUCGACUUUUUGAUCGACGAGCCGCGCAUCAAGGCGAUCUCGUUCGUCGGCAGCGACAAAGCCGGCGCGUACAUCUACAGCCGCGGAACCGCGAACGGCAAGCGCGUGCAGGCCAACCUCGGCGCGAAGAACCACGCAAUCAUCAUGCCGGACGCCAACAAGUCGCAGGCGUUGAGCGCGAUCGCGGGCGCGGCGUUCGGUGCCGCGGGACAGCGAUGCAUGGCGGUGUCGGUGAUGGUGACGGUCGGGAAGUCGAAGGAGUGGGUUGGCGAUUUGAUUGAGAUGGCCAAGAAGCUUGUCGUCACGGGCGGAUUUGAGCCGGAUGCUGAUCUCGGGCCGGUGAUUUCGCCGCAGUCGAAGGCGCGCAUCGAGGGACUGAUCCAGUCUGCGGCCGACGACGGUGCCGAGAUCGUGCUCGACGGACGCGGAUAUAAGCCUGCAAAGUACCCGAACGGCAACUUUGUCGGGCCGACGAUCAUCACGGGAGUCAAGCCCGGCAUGGCCUGCUACGAGCAAGAGAUCUUUGGUCCGGUUCUAGUGGUUGUCAACGUCGACACGCUCGACGACGCGAUCGAGCUCGUGAACGCGAACCGGUACGGCAACGGCGUCGCGAUCUUCACAAAGUCCGGUCCCGUGGCGGCCAAGUUCCAGCGCGAGAUCGAGGCGGGCCAGGUGGGUAUCAACGUGCCGAUUCCGGUGCCUUUGCCGAUGUUUUCGUUCACGGGAAACAAGGGCUCGAUUUUGGGUGAUUUGAAUUUCUACGGAAAGGCGGGGCUGCAUUUCUAUACGCAGCUUAAGACUGUGACUGCGCUGUGGAAGAGCGAUGAUGCGGAUGCGGUGGACAAGGCGAGUGUGAACAUGCCUACGCAGAGUUAAUUGCAGACAACAAAAGUUGGAGA